CACAUGAUGAUCAGCCGUUCACGUGACUCUCCUGCAGAAUGACGGAAGUAGGAAUGCGGCGCAGUAGUCUCUCAACAAUGGCCUUCACGUCGGUUUUAUUAUUUAUCUGCUCGACUUAUAGCUGUUAUGCUCAAGCGCCUCUGCUCAUGUGGACCAGUGAGGGGUCCAACAUGCCACAUCUGGCUCAACCAACAGCUGGUCAGACAGUGUCUGGUGGGCAGCUGGCGUCUUAUCUGAAAUCUGCCUUGUCCACUGCUCCACACAAUGUGCUGCUCUUCCUGCAGGAUAAGCUAAGUAUGGAAGACUUCACUAUGUACGGUGGAGUGUUUGGCAACAAGCAAGACAGUGCCUUUUUGAAUGUAGAGUCAGCACUUCAGACGUCCUCCAAUCCCCUGGUGUUGCCAGCCCUGGACUGGUCUGCAUCAAAUUCCAUCCUGGAACUCCUCCAGGGAGAGCUGGGUAUCCCAGCAGUCCAGAUCGACCCCAGCACCCUGAAGGAAAUUAAGCUGAACACCGCACAGCCUUCACUACUGGCUGUCCAUCUCCCUUACACUGCUGGGGAUCAGACAAAGGAAUUGCUUUUGAAAAAUGAUGCGAUCAUGGGAGAGGUCCUCGACAUGUUCAAAUCUCAGGAUGUGCCUUACACCGCUGUAUACACCGGCCUGAAGCCUUCUAGAGUCAUUGAGGACACCCCAGUAAUGGCAGGACAUUCUGUGGGCCGAUCGCUACUUCAGGCACCACCAGAGUCACCUGUGAAUCCCCCACUUGUCGUCAACAACACAGCGGGGCAGCCCUGCAUCCUGCUGUGGGCCGACACUCUCCUCGCUAGUUACUCUGGGAACCAGGUUGAUCUGGCAAGAGACAUUUUUAAUGGUUCUGCUGAUGUCACGGCUGGUUCUGUUUGCAAUGAAACACUGUCACGACUCAUCCUUAAUUACCGAAAUGUUCUGAAUUUCCGAUCCCUCCGGCUUAUGUGAGUAUUUAACACACAAUCCUUCAUUGAUAUGUAUUAUUUGUGAUUUUGAAGGAUCGAUACACAAUAUUGAUCGGACAUUGCAAUACUUUCGCAAUAUUUUGAACAGAUAAUACAUUUUUUAAUGAAUUAACAUCGGUCCCCAUGUACUGGCCAAUAGCAACACCAAAAUAGAAAUAUUAAUCUUGAAAUUAUCUUGAAAACAAAAACAACCCCCCCCCCCACACACACACACAAAAUUAUGUUAAG
Molecule: messenger RNA, 1222 nt
Organism: Sinocyclocheilus grahami
Lineage: Eukaryota; Metazoa; Chordata; Actinopteri; Cypriniformes; Cyprinidae
Product: V-type proton ATPase subunit S1-like
Exons: 8
Coding region: 39-977 (312 amino acids)
Cellular component (GO): proton-transporting V-type ATPase complex
Molecular function (GO): ATPase activator activity
Source: RefSeq, a predicted model, not a curated record